This is a messenger RNA of Meleagris gallopavo (turkey), 6360 nucleotides long. RefSeq names its product Cl-/H+ antiporter 6 (gene CLCN6). Gene Ontology annotation, molecular function: voltage-gated chloride channel activity. The record is from RefSeq and is a predicted model, not a curated record. Lineage: Eukaryota; Metazoa; Chordata; Aves; Galliformes; Phasianidae. Gene Ontology annotation, cellular component: lysosomal membrane; intracellular membrane-bounded organelle. Gene Ontology annotation, biological process: transmembrane transport; chloride transport.
CGGGCGUUGGGUGUUGCUAUGGCGCUGGGCCCUGGGCGCCUCAGCCCGCCUCCCUGCUGCCUGCUGUGCUGCCCUUCCUGCUGCUGAGCUGUUAGCUGUAACGUAAAGCCCUUUGUGGAGUGGUGGUGUGCUGGCACAGCUGUGUGGGGAAAUAAGCACUUGGCAUCCCCGGGGGUGUGCAGUGUGGAGGUGUGGCUCUGAGGGAUGUGGGCUGGAUGAUCUUAGAGGGCUUGUCCAGGCUUAAUGGUACUCUGGUUCUGCUCUGCAGUUGUGCAUUUAUCUGAUACAAUCCUGGGAGAAACUCAUGAAGAGGAAGAUGAGAUCCUUCCACGCAAAGACUAUGAGAGCUUGGAUUACGAUCGCUGUAUCAAUGACCCAUACUUGGAAGUUUUGGAGAGCAUGGACAACAAGAAAGCCCGGAACUAUGAAGCAGUGAAAUGGGUGAUGGUUUUUGCCAUUGGAGUCUGCACGGGACUGGUGGGCCUCUUUGUGGAUUUCUUUGUACGGCUCUUUACCCAGCUCAAGUUCCGGGUCGUACAAAGCUCGGUGGAAGAAUGCACUGAGAAAGGCUGUCUUGCCUUGUCUUUACUGGAGCUGCUGGGGUUCAACUUGACCUUUGUUUUUCUUGCAAGUCUUCUAGUCCUGAUCCAGCCUGUGGCAGCUGGAUCAGGAAUUCCUGAAAUUAAGUGCUACCUCAAUGGGGUAAAAGUUCCAGGGGUUGUGCGGCUCCGGACGGUGGUGUGCAAAGCUGUGGGAGUGCUCUUCAGUGUAGCAGGAGGUCUUUUUGUUGGGAAGGAAGGUCCAAUGAUCCACAGCGGUGCUGUUGUGGGUGCAGGUUUGCCACAGUUCCAGAGCAUCUCACUGAGGAAGAUCCAGUUUAACUUCCCAUAUUUCCGCAGUGACAGGGAUAAAAGGGACUUUGUAUCUGCUGGAGCAGCUGCAGGGGUUGCAGCUGCCUUUGGAGCCCCAAUAGGGGGUACUCUUUUCAGCCUGGAAGAAGGUUCCUCCUUCUGGAACCAAGGGCUUACAUGGAAAGUGCUUUUCUGUUCCAUGGCUGCCACCUUCACCCUGAAUUUCUUCCGCUCUGGGAUUCAGUUUGGGAGUUGGGGGUCUUUUCAGCUCCCUGGUCUGCUGAACUUUGGAGAGUUUAAGUGUUCUGAGUCUGAUAAGAAGUGCCACCUCUGGACAGCUGUGGACUUGGGCUUCUUCAUUCUGAUGGGGAUUGUAGGAGGUCUUCUUGGAGCCACUUUCAACUGUCUAAACAAGAGGCUUGCAAAGUACCGCAUGCGAAAUGUGCAUCCCAAACCAAAGCUUGUCAGAGUCUUGGAGAGCCUGCUGGUGUCACUGACUACAACCGUCGUCGUCUUUGUGGCCUCCAUGGUUCUAGGGGAAUGCCGGCAGAUGUCUUCCACCAGUCACACUGGCAAUGACACUUUGAGUAUGCAGGGUAUGUCAGAAGAUGUGAAUUCAAGCAUCAAAACAUUUUUCUGCCCAAAUGAAACCUAUAAUGACAUGGCCACCCUCUUCUUCAACCCUCAGGAGUCAGCUAUCCUCCAGCUCUUCCAUCAAGAUGGUACUUUCAGCCCAGUCACACUCUCCUUGUUCUUCCUUCUCUAUUUCUUACUCUCCUGCUGGACAUACGGGAUCUCUGUGCCCAGUGGUCUUUUUGUGCCAUCACUGCUUUGUGGGGCUGCCUUCGGACGCCUGGUCGCCAACCUCCUCAAAAGCUAUAUCGGCUUGGAUCACAUCUACUCAGGAACCUUCGCACUGAUUGGGGCAGCAGCAUUUCUGGGAGGGGUGGUCCGGAUGACAAUUAGCCUGACUGUAAUCUUAAUUGAAUCCACCAAUGAAAUCACCUAUGGGCUCCCAAUAAUGAUCACCCUCAUGGUAGCCAAAUGGACAGGAGACUUUUUCAACAAAGGAAUCUAUGACAUCCAUGUGAACUUGAGAGGAGUGCCUCUUCUAGAGUGGGAAACAGAGGUGGAAAUGGAUAAACUACGAGCCAGCGACAUCAUGGAACCCAACCUGACCUAUGUUUACCCCCACACCCGGAUCCAAUCCCUCGUUAGCAUCUUGCGCACAACUGUUCAUCAUGCCUUCCCUGUUGUGACUGAGAACCGGGGCAACGAGAGGGAGUUCAUGAAGGGAAAUCAGCUGAUCAGCAACAACAUCAAAUUCAAGAAAUCCAGCAUUCUCACCCGAGCUGGAGAGCAGCGCAAACGGAGUCAGUCCAUGAAAUCCUAUCCUUCGAGCGAGCUGCGCAACAUGUGUGAUGAGCACAUAACAACAGAGGAGCCACCAGAAAAGGAGGAUUUGCUACAACAAAUGCUAGAGAGAAGAUACACUCCUUACCCCAAUCUGUAUCCUGACCAGUCACCCAGUGAAGAGUGGACCAUGGAGGAACGUUUCAGACCUUUGACCUUCCAUGGCUUGAUCUUGCGCUCCCAGCUGGUCACCCUCCUUGUCAGGGGUGUUUGUUACUCCGAGAGCCAGUCAAGUGCAAGUCAGCCUCGUCUGUCUCAUGCAGAAAUGUCAGAGGAUUAUCCCCGCUAUCCAGAUAUCCAUGACCUGGACCUCACAUUGCUGAACCCGCGCAUGAUAGUGGAUGUCACCCCAUACAUGAACCCGUCACCCUUUGCUGUUUCUCCAAACACUCAUGUAUCUCAAGUCUUUAACUUGUUUAGGACAAUGGGGCUCAGACAUUUACCAGUUGUGAACGCAGUUGGAGAGAUUGUUGGGAUAAUCACUCGGCACAACCUGACCCACGAAUUCCUGCAGGCAAGGCUGAGACAACACUAUCAGACCAUUUGAUGCCCCUGCCCAUCCUGCCCCACUGCUGGUGUGGCUGCCUCCCUCUUCCAAGCCUGCACACGUGCUUGCAUUCUGCUUGGACCCCACAAGGCCCAAGACUGGCCAUUUGGCUUCUCACAUGCAUAUCAAGCCUGGGGAGCUGGAAAACAUCUUGCUAGCCAGAGAAUUAGAGGAACUGCUUGAGCCCAGAGCUACUGACUAGUCUCAGGCACUUGGUUUGACCACUCUUCAUCCAGGUUUUUUGUUUUCCUGUGCCCUUGCCUUUCAUCAGAUGUUGUCCCAGCAGUAUACGUUCUGCUGUUUUGGUUUGGUUUAUUUUUGAGGCUUGGAUGAAAGAACCAUCUAGCACCACUGUACCCUGUGCAGAGAACUGCAGCAUCUUUUCCGUGUCCUCCUGUGCAUCUCCCUUCUCCUUUUCCUCUCUUGUUCCUGCAUCUUUUGCCUUACUUGUGUAAGAGGGGAAUAGCUGUUAAGGCUGAGAGAAGAUAAUGAAGUUAUCAAAUUGCUGCUUUGGAAGAUGGCUUUUUUUUAAAAGCAGCAUAAAAAGCCAACUCUCUGGAAAUGCACAUCACUUUGUGGGUGCUCUCAAUUUGCCAUAUUUUUCCACCCUUGCCUCCUAUUUUUUUUUUCCCCCCUAAUUUUUCUAGUCUUUCCAUGGGAGAGUGUCCUUUCUUUAACAUUCUUUGACAACAGCUGACUUUUGAGAGCAUUUUGGAAAAUCAGGAGUUCAAAACAGUUUAAUUCUAGUUACUGUCUGGACUAUAAAUAUUUAAUACACUUACAGAGCAUCUCAGAGAAGGGAGAGUUCUUUUUCCCUCUUAGCUGUUUCCCUCUUAGCUGUCAUUAUCUCCCUGCAAGAGAUGCUCCUAAGGUACGUUGUGGCACUCAACUUUGUCACCACCUGAUACUCCUGUAUUUAUAGGUACUGUGUUCUUGUAGUGACCCAGCAGGGAGAGCCAGGGCCUCCUUUCCAACUACAGCUAUAGACCAGCUACAACUGUAGUGAGAGGAGCUGGUGCAACUUGAGGCUGCCGUGCUGGAGGGAUACUUGGUGCUGGUGACUGGCAGUAGGACUGCAGGUUGGUAAAUGAGGCUGUCUGGCUCUGAAAAUGAUUGGAAUGACAUUUGCAACUGCACCAGCCAAAUGUCUGUAAGGGUAAAAACAGCAUUUAAAAGCCAGUUGCAGCCAGUUCACUGCUUUAGCAGGUACCAUCCUGGCCAGCACCUGUAUUGUUCCAGCAGGCACCUGCCUUUGUGAGUUUUGCAUGCAGAUAACUGUGGGUGGGAAGCCAACAUUGUGCCUCCAGGGGCUGCAGAGUUGAUUAUCUUGAUAAAGCACAGAGCAUUCUCAGCCAAGAGACUGGGCUGAGUAACACAGGGAAUGUGUCCCAGGAAAGCUUCUGCACAGUCUCUGAGCACUCCUUUUAACCUGUUGUCUGCCAUAAGGACCUAGUGAGGUGAGAGAUGCAGCAGAAAGAAAUUGGCCAUUAUUUUAUGUUCUGAAAUAAGGAAUUCAUGUAUGUCGAAGCUUUUCCUGACCAUUACCUGAGCCUGAAGAAAUGGUGCCCUUUCCUUACAUGUCUAAACACUACAUCUGUUAGAGCAGCCUCUUGACUUUGUGGAAGCUAAUUGUUGCAGGGCAGUGCUCUGCAAGCUGCUGCAGCUAGGGCCAGGAGGUUUGGUGUUCAGGGCACCAGCUGUAGUCUUCAUAUAUGGCUCUUCAAGUCACAGGAGCUCCUUAGAUGAUGGUGUUGUCUCUGCAGUCUGGAUAACUGAGGCACAGAUACAUUCUCUGGUUGUGCUUGCAAGAAAGGUGGUCAAGUCAUGGGAUGCACUUGAUUUUUGUCCUGCAGAUGAGAGAUGGGUCUUGAAACAAAAUGUUGAGGUAGAAUUGGCCCUUGUCAUACAGAGCAUAGCACAGCUCUACUGGAAAGAUUUUUAUCAAAGCUGUUCAUAAGCACUUAGAUUUUUUUUUUUAACUUUUAUUUUUUAGUUCCCAGGACCAUUUGUUAGCCAUGGCUGCUUUCCAGGGUUGAUUAAAAAGGCACCUACAUUAAAGAGCAGAAACUGAUUCAUUCUUUUCUCUUUCUUAACUGUGGAGCUUGUAGCAACAGCUCUUGUCUCCUCCACUGAAAACAGUUCUGCUGGCUUCUGAAUACCUUGGCUACAUUUCAGGUAAGGCAAGCAAGCUUUUAAACUUCCUAGGUUGAAGAAGGGUGUUUUCCUGCAGCCAGUACCCAUCUUGUGCCUUCAAUCUCAACUCCUUAGCUGGGACAGAUGUAGCAUUGUUCUUAGAGCAUACAAGCUGGUAUUGGCUUCUGCUGUUGACUUCCAGGUUGUUUCCCUGUGUGUAGAGUAAGGUUGUUUUCUCUGGAUGAACUGCAGUUGGUUUUUAAAAUUUGGUUUUUCCCUGAAAACUGGUCUUGCACUAAGCUACCCUGAGAAACUUCCAGCACACCUUUGCACUCCCUGAAGCUGAAUUAUUUGAAAUAUGCUUCUGUUAACCUUCCUUUCAUUCAAAGGAUUUGUGCUCAAGCUGUUACAAUCCCAUACUGUCAGAGAAGCUCUCAAGGAGUGCUCUAUGUGUCUCCAUAGCAAAUCUUUUUCUUCUUGCUCAUGUUGAGUGAUUGUGCGGAAGGUUUUCUUUCAUUCCCUGCACCUGAACCUGAAGUCCUUAAAUUGCCAUGAGCUGGUUCCCUCCUGCCUUAUUUCUCUACACAAGCUGCAGCAGAUGAUGUAGCUGCAGGAUUUCCUCCCCUCGAGGCCCGGAGUUUGGUAAUUUAGGCAAGACAGACUGAAAAAUCUUGCCAAAGUUUGUUUGAACACCAGCUCUGCAUCCUCAUGAGAAAGUCUUCAGUCAGCUGUCAGCACUGUCUGCCCUGCCUACACAUCUGUCUGAUUCAAACCUUCCUGCUGCAAAGCACACCCGUUUCACCCAGACAGUACAGAAAUCCUAACUAGUGAUAGCAGGUGACCCUCCCAGCUUUUUUUGAGGGGAAAUCUGAGUGUGCAGUCCCUGGUUACGUGACUUGCAGAAGGGGAAUUGCAAGUUAUGUGAUGUUUGGAGAUGCAGCAUUUCACCUCUGCCUAAAUAAAUAACUCAUGUUCUCACACUUUGCCACUCACUGCAUUCCUUUCUAACGACACCCUCACUGCUUUUCUUCUGGUUAAUUAGUGGUUUACCAAGGCAUUUGCUUUUAGCAUAGGUGCCUAUAACCUGUUACUCGAGACAACACUAAAGUAAUAGGAACCAAGAACUGGAUUAGUAUUUAUGGUAGAAGUUUGGGGUAAUGUGGGGCACCUGCCUCAUGGUUUCCUGUGCAGUGUUAAUUAACUGUGAGCCAUUCCAGUGGUAGCAACUUACCUUUCCAUUUGUUUCUUUUUGCACUGUUUUUGUUAUGAAAUGAUGUAAGCUAAUUCAAGGUGUAUAUAAAUUGUAUUAUUAUUUUUUAAAUUUGUAUGAACUCAUUUUUAUUUGAACGAUGGCACUUGGGAAGUAUUUGUGUAACCAUAUGUCAUGAACCCGUGACUCCAUGUCUAAGAGUAAAA